Messenger RNA from Spirometra erinaceieuropaei, 9253 nucleotides. Lineage: Eukaryota; Metazoa; Platyhelminthes; Cestoda; Diphyllobothriidea; Diphyllobothriidae. The record is from the annotation of a GenBank genome assembly.
AUGCAGCAGUUUUGUGAAGAAAAUAACAUCUUUCAGGAUUUUCAACAUGGCUUCCGGAGAGGACGUUCCUGCCUCUCAAAUCUGCUAGCUUGUCUGGAGAUCUCGACCAGGGCUCUAGAAGAGGGUUUUGAGGUCGAUGUCGUGUACAUCGAUUUCCGCAAAUCUUUCGAUACUGUUCUGCACCAACGUCGUCUUCACAAACUCAGCGCCAUCGGCAUCCGGGGAGAUCUUCUGAACUGGAUUAGGACGUUUCUGGUUGGUCGGAAACAACGUGUCUGUAUCGGAGAUGAUAUGUCAGAAUGGGUGAACGUGACCAGUGGUGUGCCUCGAGGGUCAGUUCUGGAGCCAUUGCUCUUCAUCCUUUAUGUUAAUGACAGACUUCAAGAACUCGGCUACAGCAAAGUAAUGUUUGCCACGACAUUAAGCUCUGGCAUGUCAUUAAGGGUCCGUAUGAUCAGAUAUCCCUUCAAGAUAAUCUGCACCGACUGCAAGGGUGGCCGGAGAAAUGGCUUCUAAAUUUCAAUGUGGAGAAGUGUGCCGUCUUUCAACUGCGUCCAACCAACUCAUUCAAAUGAGGGCCUGAGGGCAUAUCACCUGAAAGAUAUAAGGCUCCCUGCAGAAUCUUCACAGAAGGAUCUCGGGGUUUGGAUACAGAACAACCUGAAACCGACACUGCAGUGCCACAAGGUUGCAAAAAACGCCAUGGGAGCGCUCCAGGCAAUCAAAAGGGCAUUCGUAACCUUUGACCAAGACCUUUUUGGGAGACUUUACAGCACCUUUGUUCGAUCCCACAAGCAUGGCGGCCAUGGCUAGUAAAGGAUCAGGCAUGUCUCGAACGGAUACAACGUCGUGCAACAAAGCUGGUAAACGGUCUAAUAAGCCAAUCCUACACAGACAGACUGAGUUGCCUUAAUUUAUGCCCUCUGUGCUACAGGCAGCAAAGAGGUGAUCUUAUCCUUUUCUACAAGAUAAUACAUGGCCUUGAGCAUGGACUUAAAUUUGAGGACAUGUUUCAGUGGCACCUUUCACCCAAUCUUCGUGGUUACUCGAUGAAGUUACGGACAACAAUGUCCAGGCUGAAUCUUCGUUCUGAAUUUUUCACGCAGAGGGUAGUGGAGAAAUGGAACGAUCUCCCUCAGUCAGUCGUGGAGGCGACGUCUCUGUAACUCUUCAAGAAACGCUUGGGUGAUUAUUUGUGUCCCCUGUUUUCCCUCGACAGUCUGAAUCUGAACUAAAUACCCCACGACCUCGCAAAUUGUUUCACUGAGACAAUGCUCCUCAAAUGAAUCAAGUACUGUUUUAAUAGCGAAUAUUUUCAUUGCAAAUAGAAGCGAAGAGACGAAUCCCAGGAAGCAGUCUUGAAGAAGGUGAUACGAUCGCUGGGACAAGAGCUUUAUUAGGCUGACGUUUCGGAUUCCUGCUCGAGCCCAUCAUUGCUCGUGUAUAGUUAUUUCUAGCGAGUUGACACGUAACCAGUAGGGUUUUCAAAGGCUUUGUCUAUUAUCCUUACCAAAUAAACUGAAAAACUGAACUGAAAGAAUGCAGAGGAAUGCCAUUUCGUGGGGUCCAAAACGGAGGCACAAAAACAGGAUUUCGAGAAUCAUGAGCAAAGUAUGAGGGGUGACUUAAAUUAGAAGACCGACUGAAUGUUUUCGAGAGACUUUGAAAUAUGAGUAGGCUAAAUUAUUUGGGGACAGUUACAAGCCGUGGCGCUAGAUAAAUUAUUGGCAGCAUUGUUUACCUGCAUUUUAUAUGCUGAUAUUUUAGCAGGUUUCUUGGCUGGGAUGCCUUUCUUAAUUGGAUAAUGCGUGGUAGGAUAAGGCAAAAAUCUCCCUGAAGUGUUACCUGCUUAUUUGUACUACUAGGUUAGACUUAACUAUCCUGGCAUGAGGGCGAAAUGGAUUUGACUCAGUAUUUCUAACUAAGUCAUUAUUCUGUGCCAUGGAGUUCGACUGCGGAUUUAGGGUAUGUCCAUCUUUACUGUUUGGAUUAAGUGGCCUGGUAAGGCUUGGAGCAUCGUUUGAGCAGUUACCGCUUCUUAAAGAUGUUACAAAGUUGCAGAUUUAAAUUAGACCAGGGACAAUGUGUUCAGGUGAAGAGACAGGUAGCAAUAAGGCCACAAGAGGUCAGGGAAACGUAUACUAACUUCAUUUGAAAGGGUUAAUUUCAGAAAUAGAUUUCAGAUGAAUGGAAUUCUUGGAUAUCUUUUUGUUUGCUAAUGGGGGGGACUCUGCGUUCGAACAACCUAUAAAUUAUGCUGUCUAUGUUCGAUGAGCUGAAAGUCUACAUCCGUGACCCCUCACCCAGCGCUACCCACUUGAUGGAAAACUGGUUGUCUGGAAAGAUGGAUGACCGCGAACUGUUACUGCCCGGAUUUCACCUGUUUCAAGAAGAUAGGGAAUGUCGAACCGCGUCCUUCGAAUUCGGUUUGGAAUUUUCGAACUCCGAGGGAUUUAACUUAUUCGAAACUUCUGUCUACUGGGCGCUCUGUCGGCCCGUUGAGAUUUAGAAAUUGAUCUGUCUUAGCAAUACCUUAAUCACCAGAGGACAGCAGCAGUACUUUCGUUAUUGAAGCUCACAUGAGAUUGUUAUCAGGGGCGUAACGAAGUAUCUGGCUCAGUAUAUUUCGGACCUCUAUGAAAUCCGACUUCAACGUGCGUCCGAAAGCAGUCUGCCGACAUCAAAGUGGUCGUAAUUCAACAGAAAACAAAGGCCUCUUGGCAAACUGUCCGCGAAGGCUAAGUCGCUGUUUGCUGGUAACUGAAAUUUGAUAUUGGGCUUCGUCUGGAAAAGAGACAUUCUUUGUGCUCAGUAAAUUAACCGCCUACCAACUUAAGCUGCAUGUUAUAAAUUAAUGUAAUCUCAUAGAGAUCUUGCUAGCACGGAAUAUCCGAUUUUCCACGACCCUACUAUGUGUGAUAAAUGUUCGUUUUCGCGGGAAAGAUUUAAACCAAGGACUUCUUUAAAGAGAGCCGACGUUUCUAACCGCUCGGUCACGCUCAGACAGCCGGCGGCCAAAGAAAAUAACGGCCUGUCCCUCAUUCGCAAACUGUUUUCUGUCUCCUGUGAUAAGGGCUUACCAGAAAUACUUAACCCGUUCUCAAAGGAGCGCGACUGACCAAAGACCAUCCAUUUUGAAGGACGCCGUAUACUACUGAAAUCGACCACGUGUUAGCUAUGUAAUGAACUGUUGACACGCUGUUGUGGAUGCCGAGAACUUGCCAGCAGGGUUUUGAAAUUGAAAGUACCAAACCAACCGGACCUCCAUACUGCCCUGGUAUACAGACCCACAGGAUAGCGGAAGGGUACGAACGAAGUAAUCAUCACUGUGGUUAUGCAAAUCUGCCAUAGCUAACGCGUAACUCAACUUGGAGAUCCUAAUUCUCCGGAUAUCGACUUGGAGUCGAUUCACUGUAUGUGGUCGGAAAAUCAUUGCAACAGACGCUACUUCAGUGGGCCACUGACGAACUCUUUGCUCAACAAGUUACGAUGGACACCCGAUUCCUAAGUGGACAGCAGUUUGGAUCUUAUCAUUAUUAGAGUUGAAAAUUGUAUCCUCAGGUUGGAUUCUAACACGACCCUGGACCUAUGUGACUAUUGCGUUCUUGCUUUGGAGUACAGUCAUUCUUCAACAACAACAACAACAACAACAACAACAACAACAACCAGAGCAUCCAGAAGAGAAGAUGGGGAAGAGAAUGAUGAUGAUGAUGAUGAUGAUGAUGAUGAUGAUGAUGAUGAUGAUGAUGAGGCGAUUACUGAAACAAGAAGUUCACUGGCCUGACGUUUCGUAUUCUCACUCUGAUGAUGGGUUCGAGUGAGAAUCCGAGAUGUCGGGCCUAUGAACUCUUUGCUUCAAUGAUCGCCUCUUCCUCUUCUUCUUUUUCUUCCUUUGAACAGCCUCCUGAAAUCCGCCUGCUUGCUUCUAUCGGCAGUCUGAGAAUUUUACUGAUUUAAAAGUCAGAAAUGUGUGUCGGAAUCUGUUGAGCGUGGAACGGGACAAAUUUGAAUCAAAAUUACUCAGGAAUAUACCGCGAAAUUCUAAAACGUUCUUUGGAUACAUGGAUAGGGCGAAGCGUAGCCGGGACUGAUUUCCCUGUAUAAAGGAUUGCCAGGGAACUAUGUUGCCUAAUAAUUUAGACAACGCGGUCAUGUUUUCCGAUUUCUUCACGUCUGCCUAUACCGAGGAGACGCCUUCUAAUAAUAAUAAUAAUAACAAUAAUAAUAAUAAUAAUAAACCUCGUAUUAAAAGCCAGCUUACAGGCAUUUUCAGGGAAGCGUUAAACACAAAUCCGACCAGCAGUGAAAAGAACUCCUGUCGAAAAAAGAUAAAAAUAAAGUUGACGAUGGUUUUUAUGGUUUGGAGGGUUGAGGAGAGGAAACACUGCUGACCGCAAACUGUCGACCGUCAAGAAUUGAGGGGUUACCAAUUCCUUUCCUGAAGUUGGGGCUAGUCCAAACAGAAGCGCCGAAUAACGGCUGUCGCUGUUGACCAAAGAAAUUGUCCCUGGCGAGACCGGUCAAAGUGGUCAAAGACCACAAACGCCAUCGCUACGGUAGAGUCGUUCGGUGGAUUCAGCACCCAAAAUUUGUGGUAGCUUUUCUGAAUGCAAAAAUCGAGUAAUAGUCCUCUUAAAUAAACGAUAAUUUUGCAGAGUUUUCACACUCAUGGGUAGUUUAUUCCAAAUAGCAAUUGCAUUUACAGAAUAGAACCAACGAUAUUUAACAUUACGUGCCAGAGGAAGAAGUAAGAAGACCUCACGGUGACUGUUACGUCGAGGAUAGACAUGAUGUCUUAGACGAGUGAGUGGGUUAAAUGUACGAUUAUGUAAAAGCUUAAUUAGCAAAAAUAGCCCAUUUUGCAAUCUACGAAACCAUUAAGGAUCAAGGCGUGUACGCCGGCAGUGUUCUUGGUAAGACAAAUGUCGGUGUUCCGGGGUUAAAACUCUCUUCGUAAAAAAUUGUUGAACAGAUUCUAUUUUCUUCCGCUCAGUAGCAUGCAUGAAACUAAAUAAAAACGAACAGUAUUCCAGGCCAGGUCUAACGUGCAUGUUAUAAAGGCGCAUUCUAAUAUCACUAGUUUUAAAGUUUCGGAGGAUAAACCCGAUCGUUCUACGUGCUUUGGAGACUAUCAAGGCACAGAGCUCCAAAAGAUUGAGGCUCUCGGAGCAUGAUACACCGAGAUCCUGAAUAACCCCAUGCACAUUUAUGGCGUGACCUUCAAUACUUAGUUGAGGUUGGCGGUCGUCGCCAACCACCAUGACUAAGCAUUUAUACCAAGAAAGAUAAAGGCGCCAUUUGAGACUCCACGAGGCAACGGUCUGUAGGUCACUCUUUAGGAGCUCAAGCACGAUGUCAAGAUCUGCCGGCUUAGCUCGAUAUGCAACUUUCACAUCAUCCACAUAUAUGAAAGGCCUACCAUUCUGAAAUACAUCAGGUACAUCGCUAAUAAAAAGGCAAAAUAAAAGCGGGCCGAAUACGCUACCCUGAAUGACUCCACUCCUCACACGUGUGGGGUUGGAGAUAGUAUUGGAAAUCUUAACUCGUUGUGUACGAGUGCCCAAGUAAGAGGAUAUAAAAUUCAAAAGUUUGCCACCUAUUCCGAAAGAGGACAGUUCAAGAGAAGAAGAGCAUGGUCAACACGGUCAAAAGCCUUAGUGAAAUCGAAAUACACUGUGUAAAGUGAAAAACCAUUGUCCCUAGAUUGGAGAACAUAGUCAAAGAAAGAGAGCUGACAGGUGUCACAAGAUCGAGCUUUGAGGAAUCCAUGCUGAGCAGCACUCAGUAAGUUAUUCGCUGUCAAGUGACACAUCAUCUUAUCCUUGAUCAAUGUCUCUAAGAUCUUCGAAACUGCGCGGAAGGUGUUUAUUGGCCGAAAGUCAUCAAAUGGCGUAGAUUGGCCAGGCCUGGGAAUGGGCAAAAUGUGUGAUUCCUUCCACAAGGUAGGAUAAGUUUCACUUUCAAGAGCGAGAUUAAAUAUCUUGCAUAAGAAGGAUGGGAAAAUCGUGUUUGCAUCGGUUUUUAAAAUGCUUCCUGAGACACCAUGAGGUCCUGGGCUAUGAGAUUGACGAAAACGCCGAAUCGCAACAGUCACAUCCCACAGAGUGAAAGUUAUAGUUUCUAGGACUGUCCCGGUCAAUGACUGGAUGGUCCGAAGCGGAGUGGUCGAGUCUUCAAUAAACGUUUUGGACAGGAAAUCAUUGAAGAUAUCAGCGGUUAACUGGGCAUCAACUAUGGGAUUUCCGAGAGUGUCUCAUAGGGUGGAAUGGUGCGUCUUUCUGUGACUGCGUAUUUUUCGGGAGAAAAGUUUCGAGACAUCUAACGAAUGGUUUUCAGUGAAGUGGACCUCUGCGUCUGGCUGUUUUUCUUCAGACAAUCUCUUAGCCCGCUUAAAAAUAUGAAAAAUCGAGGGCAGAACGGAAACGUCGUUCUGAAGAUGGAAACGACGAGAAAGUCUGCGCAACUUGCGGUGAAAGAGUAGGGGUAGGCAAACCUCAUCCCCUACAUUAAUUUUUUUCUUUCGGGAGACAAAACGAGAAAUAGGCGGAUCCAAAAUUUUGUACAGUUUUGCAGUGCAAACAUCUACAUCCGAAUUAAUGAAGAAAUCAUUUUGCCGCACUGUCUGAAAAAAAAAACGGCUGCCCAUGAAAUGCCGACAGUCGAAAAAGGGAUGGGUAACACUGGAUCCGAUACUAUCAGUUGCCAUUUCUUCUCAUAAAUGAAAAUGAACCAGUCUAAACUUAUGCAUAACAAUUACAUCCGUCCUACGUCAUCUACAUUCAUUAGGUACAAACACCUAACUGCUCCAAAACUACCGUACAUAUAUGAGUAGCUUCUAUUUAUGUGGUUUUAUUGUUAGUCGUAACUGUGUGCAUAUUGAAUGAAACCCAAGUAGGUGCUCGAAGACCAUUAGCAUCAUACAUGCUGUGAAGCAUGCCGUGCUGUGCUUUAACUGAUGUAUAUAUCUGUCCGUCAGCCAUGCUGAACUCUGAAACUAAUACUUUGUCUGUAAGGUUAGUGGUAUUCCCUUUUUGUCUAUUCGAUAUUAGCUUAUCCGAUUUUUUGAUACUUUCCUGCUGCUUUUAACAAACAGGAGUUCAAAGAUGCGAACCUACAUUUCCCCAAAAUUAACGAAAGUGAAGCGACCAUUAUUCUGCACUCAGAAGGCCUUGCCAUACCGCCUUACCGAUAUCGAUGAAGAACCAAAUAAAGCCACUAGAAUAAGAUAAAUUUGUGAUUGCGGUUGUACUAACUCCUAAUGAACGGUUAUCAGCAUUCGACAUAAGUGAUCACCGCUUAGAAAUCUCCACGCUGGGAGAGAAAAACAAAAUUACAUGAAUUAAAUGCCACUUUCGAAGCAUUAUCAAGAUAAAUAUGCAACGUCCCUCGAGAAGGCUAUCAAAAAACUCCUGGGUCGUUACUCCGAUUAAGUUGACUUUCGGAUAAUAGAGGCCAUUUAGGAGAAAACGGCAUCCCGAGAAAUGUUGACCGUCGUGGAUGGAAAAAGUGGCAUGUGUACAGGGGAAUAUUUUGCAUGCCCCAUCCUUUUUGCUUAAUUCGGACUUUGUGCCAGACAAACCACUUAAAAUCAUCCACUCAUUUAUAUUUAGUACGGAAAUGGUUUAUAAGAUUAUACAACAAAUGCUAUGCGCGUCAAAGCGACAAGCCGUUUGUUCGGCGACUUAUCAAAUUAUUAGGGCGCACGUACUUUGAGGCGUUCUUGCAAUCUCUCUGUGUGGAGUACUUCCUUGAGAUAGACCAUCGUUCUCCAGAGCCAAGAUCCAAAUACAAAUUCUAAUUGUAAGGAAGAAUGUGUACUGCAAAUUCUGAUAAGUCGGUCGCCUUAGUGUAAUGCGGCAACUGUGAGUUCGAAUGUUGAGCCGCCACCGUUGUAGCCGUCGCUUUCUCUACGUGUCUAAAACCACAGAUUCAACCCUAUUCAUCCGGUAUUUUGCCAGACUUCGCAUCCAUCGGCGUACUAUUCAGCUCUUCUGAGGAACAAAUAUCCGCUUCAUACUCUAUCAGCCCCACAAACAAUAGAUCAAAAUGAGAAUAAAUGUUCUGGACUACAGUCUUGCGCAACAGUAACAACGUAAUACACAUUAGUUUGAAAAGAAAGACGCCCGACUGAAGCAUAAAGACGCUGUAUGGACGAACGCCGUACAGAACUAUGAGGAAUUACUGCGUAAAGCUUGGUUUUGUUAUAUUGACCGCCUAGGACAUUUGCGUUGAAGGUGAAUCCAUACUUUCACUAAAAAAAAGAAAAGGAGACAACAUAUUACGUGCAUUUUCCCGCCUCUCCCUUCUCAAAUUCCAUUUCUUUUCGAUCCACAGAAAAACAUUCGCGCUGACUGCUACAGGUGUUCGUAGUGACCAAAGUAGGAAAAAACUAGAGGACCCACUGUGUCGGUUGAUUUCACAUGUGCCUCGAGCAGUCAGCACACAGUGUAAACAUUCACCUUCGAACACGAUUGCAGCGUAUUGGUGUUUCUUUCCGUCCUCGUGUUUGUGCCACAAAAACCAACUUUUUAAUGCUGUAGGGUUUAACUAUCUGCGUGAUUAGGUUACGGAGUCUUUUAAAAUGAUCUGGAACGUUUAGAAAAGUCUUCCCAUCCCCGUCAAAUAUUUCAUUUGCGAUAAACGUUUCUGCUUUUUUCGUGGGUUUAGACUUUUUGUGUUCUGUUUCUGGGUCCUCUAAGCUCCCUGUAUGAUACAUUACCCUGGUGUUAUUUUGUCCCGUCUUACCUUACGCAAUGCCCCCACAACCCACAGAUUUACGUAUACCUGGCAGAUGAUUUACACUUAACCUGAGUCGGUCACCCCACAAGUGGCUAUAGAAGGCUGUUGCAGUGUCGGGGAAAAUUGGGAUUUGGCUGUAAACUCACAGAUUCAAAAUCUUCCAAUUACAGACUCAGGAGACGACUGUCCCUCCUUGCAAAUACAUCGGGUUUUUGAGCCCUCAGUUCAAGUGUUUCACUUUUGAUGGUACGUAAAAGAAGCAUUGCUUACUGUCUGCGGAACUGUAAGCAUGAAUGUGGGUCUCGAGGUCCAGAAUUUCAUGCCUUUCAAAACUCUGACCCCUUUAUCAUUAAUUCCCCCUAAGUAGCAAUUGAACUGAGCCUCCGGACAGAUCCGUGCGCGCUCUUCAGGCAUGUUUCGAGUUUGCUGUUGACAGCGGAUCGGCACGAAGUUUGUCAUUUUUCGUAACAACUUUCACAACUUUUCUAGGCCUGCCAUGCCGUUAGAGGCUUAG